This is a messenger RNA of Pyrus x bretschneideri (Chinese white pear), 2534 nucleotides long. Its product is annotated as oligopeptide transporter 7-like. Bases 169 to 2442 code for a protein of 757 amino acids. The record is from RefSeq and is a predicted model, not a curated record. The transcript has 7 exons. Lineage: Eukaryota; Viridiplantae; Streptophyta; Magnoliopsida; Rosales; Rosaceae. Gene Ontology annotation, molecular function: oligopeptide transmembrane transporter activity. Gene Ontology annotation, biological process: transmembrane transport.
UUACCUACUAGUUAAUUUAGCCAAUUUAGCUAAUUACCUCCUAUCCUCUCUUAAUAUUCUCAGUCCUCUGAUAUGUCAUAUCAUUCAAUUUCUCACCGCCUUACAAAACAAUCCCACCUAUUUAUAUCCAAAAAUCCAUGUGAUAAAUUUUAGGAAAAAAAACACAGAAUGACAGAAAGUAGCAGAGAAUCCAUGGAAGAAGCAUCCUCUCAUGAAAUCACCUCCCUUCUCAUUCCUAAGGAAGAGAAAAAACAUGAAGGCUUCCAUGGCCAAUCAUCAUCUUCCGGAUCAACAGAAGAAGAAAACUCACCAGUGGAACAAGUAGCGCUAACUGUGCCGACAACAGACGAUCCCUCCCUCCCCGUCCUGACGUUCCGAAUGUGGGUCCUAGGCACUCUCUCCUGCGUCCUCCUCUCCUUCCUCAACCAAUUCUUCUGGUACAGAACCGAGCCCCUCUCCAUUACCGCAAUCUCCGCCCAGAUUGCGGUGGUGCCUCUGGGGCAGCUUAUGGCUUCCAAAAUCACCAACCGUGUCUUCUUCAAAGGGUCCCGCUGGGAAUUUACGCUAAACCCUGGCCCUUUCAAUGUCAAGGAACAUGUUCUAAUUACCAUCUUCGCCAACUCCGGCGCCGGCACCGUCUACGCGAUCCAUAUUGUUACCGUGGUUAAAGUUUUUUACAAGAAGCACAUCACCUUCUUCGUGUCCUUGCUUGUUAUCCUAACAACGCAGGUAUUAGGGUUUGGUUGGGCUGGGAUUUUUAGAAGAUACUUGGUUGAACCAGCUGCUAUGUGGUGGCCAGCAAACCUGGUUCAAGUUUCACUGUUCAGGGCCCUCCAUGAGAACGAAGCAAGGCCCAAGGGUGGGUUGACACGUACCCAGUUCUUCCUAAUUUCCUUCAUGUGCAGCUUUGCAUACUAUGUUUUCCCAGGCUACCUCUUUGAGAUGCUAACUUCCCUUUCAUGGAUAUGUUGGAUUUUCCCCAACAAUGUCUUGGCCCAACAGCUUGGCUCAGGUCUUUAUGGGCUUGGAAUUGGCGCUGUUGGGAUUGACUGGUCAACCAUCUCCUCCUACCUUGGAAGCCCACUUGCAAGCCCAUGGUUUGCCACAGCCAACGUGGCAGCUGGUUUCUUCUUUGUCAUGUAUAUAUUGACUCCCAUUUGCUACUGGUUUAAUAUCUACAAAGCCAAAACCUUCCCCAUUUUCUCAGACACAUUGUUCACAUCGGAUGGUCAAGAAUACAACAUAACAGCCAUCAUUGACUCAAAUUUUCACCUUGAUUUGGAAGCAUACAAUCGGGAAGGUCCGCUUUAUCUCAGCACAUUUUUCGCCAUAACAUACGGUGUUGGCUUUGCUGCGCUUACCGCCACAGUUGUACAUGUUGCUUUAUUUCAUGGAAGGGAAAUAUGGGAGCAAAGCAAAGCAAGUUUCAAGGAGAAGAAAAUGGACAUACACACAAGGUUGAUGCAGAGGUACAACCAAGUGCCUGAGUGGUGGUUUGUGAUCAUACUUUUGGUCAACAUUGCAGUCACUAUAUUUUCUUGUCAAUAUUAUAUUGAGCAGCUCCAGUUGCCUUGGUGGGGUGUUUUACUAGCUUGUGCUAUUGCCAUUGUCUUCACCCUCCCCAUUGGUAUCAUCACUGCCAUCACAAAUCAGACACCAGGCUUAAACAUCAUCACUGAGUAUAUAAUUGGGUACAUCUACCCCGGAUACCCAGUAGCCAAUAUGUGCUUCAAGGUGUAUGGCUACAUAAGUAUGACACAAGCCAUCACAUUUUUGCAAGACUUCAAGCUUGGUCACUACAUGAAAAUCCCCCCCAGAACUAUGUUUAUGGCCCAGGUUGUGGGAACCCUAAUAGCUGCCAUUGUAUACCUGAGCACAGCUUGGUGGCUAAUGGAAACAAUCCCGGACAUAUGUGAGGACACGUCAUCAUUAUGGACUUGCCCUAGUGACACAGUAUUUUAUGAUGCCUCGGUCAUAUGGGGCCUGAUUGGUCCUAGAAGAAUAUUUGGUGACUUAGGCAUAUAUGAGGCAAUCAACUGGUUCUUCCUAGUUGGCGCAAUUGCCCCCAUUUUUGUAUGGCUAGCUGCCAAGGCAUUCCCACAACAAGAGUGGAUUAGGCUCAUCAACAUGCCGGUCCUAAUCGGUGCGACAGGAUUGAUGCCGCCAGCUACGGCAGUGAACUACACUUCUUGGAUUAUUUUAGGGUUUCUAUCUGGUUUUGUGGUGUAUAGAUAUAGACCAGACUGGUGGAGGCGCCAUAAUUAUGUACUCUCUGGGGCACUUGAUGCUGGACUUGCCUUCAUGGGGGUACUUUUGUAUUUUAGCUUGGGGUUGGAGGACAUUAGUCUUAGUUGGUGGGGGAAUGACCUUGAUGGUUGUCCUUUGGCUACUUGCCCUACGGCCAAGGGAGUGGUUGUUGAGGGUUGCCCUACUUACACAUAGAAGAAAGAAAUUGUAAGUUGUAUAUAAUCCCUUUGUAUUUUAUUGUUGAAGAAUUGCACUAGAUACGAAAUUGAUGAUAAAAUUCCAAUUGA